AUGGAUAGGUUCAAAGCUCCAGCUGCAAUCUCCCAGAGGAAGAGACAGAAGGGCUUGCAUUCCCCAAAACUUCCCUGCAGCUAUGAAAUAAAGUUCAGUAACUUUGUCAUUUUUAUCAUGCAGAGGAAGAUGGGGGUGACCAGAAGGAUGUUUUUGAUGGAACUGGGAAGAAGGAAAGGUUUCAGAGUAGAAAGUGAGCUAAGUGAUUCUGUCACUCAUAUUGUGGCUGAGAACAACUCUUACCUGGAGGUGCUGGACUGGCUGAAAGGCCAGGCUGUGGGCGACAGCUCUAGGUUUGAACUGCUGGACAUCUCCUGGUUUACAGCCUGCAUGGAGGCAGGAAGGCCAGUUGAUUCAGAAAUGAAGCACCGUCUCGUGGAACAAUGCCAAUCUCCUCCUCUGAAUACACCUGAAUUGGAAAUGCCAACAUUUAUUGCAACAAAAGUAUCUCAGUAUUCAUGCCAGAGGAAGACAACUUUAAAUAACUACAACAAGAAAUUCACGGAUGCCUUUGAGGUAAUGGCUGAAAAUUAUGAGUUCAAAGAAAGUGAAAUACUCUGCCUGGAAUUUUUAAGGGCAGCUUCUUUGCUGAAAUCUCUUCCAUUUUCAGUAACCAGAAUGAAAGAAAUACAAGGGUUGCCCUGCAUGGGAGACCAAGUCAGAGAUAUCAUUGAGGAGAUUAUUGAGGAAGGAGAGAGUUCUAGAGUUAAGGAAGUGUUAAAUGAUGACCGAUACAAGGCAUUUAAGCAAUUUACCUCAGUCUUUGGAGUGGGAGUGAAGACUUCUGAGAAGUGGUACAGGAUGGGUUUGAGAACUGUGGAAGAGGUAAAAGCUGACAAGACCCUGAAGCUGUCAAAAAUGCAGAAAGCAGGGUUUCUCUACUAUGAGGACCUUGUUAGCUGUGUGUCUAAGGCAGAAGCAGAUGCAGUAAGCUUGAUUGUCAAGAAUACUGUGUGUACAUUUCUACCAGAUGCUUUAGUUACCAUAACUGGUGGUUUUAGGAGGGGUAAGAAUAUUGGACAUGACAUAGAUUUUUUGAUCACCAAUCCAGGACCAAGGGAAGAUGAUGAACUUCUCCAUAAAGUUAUUGACUUAUGGAAAAAGCAGGGCUUACUCCUUUAUUGUGAUAUCAUUGAAUCAACAUUUGUAAAGGAACAGCUGCCAAGCAGAAAAGUUGAUGCCAUGGAUCAUUUUCAGAAGUGUUUUGCAAUUUUAAAAUUGUAUCAGCCAAGAGUAGACAACAGCACUUGCAACAUGUCAAAAAGAUUGGGAAUGGCAGAAAUCAAAGACUGGAAGGCAAUCCGUGUGGAUCUGGUCAUCACCCCCUUUGAGCAAUACCCAUAUGCUCUGUUGGGCUGGACAGGCUCCAGGCAAUUUGGACGUGAUUUGCGGAGGUAUGCUGCACAUGAAAGGAAGAUGAUAUUGGAUAACCAUGCAUUAUAUGACAGGACAAAGAGGAUCUUUCUCAAAGCUGGAAGUGAGGAAGAAAUCUUUGCACAUCUUGGCUUGGAUUAUGUUGAACCAUGGGAAAGGAAUGCUUAAAAUUAUUUGCCACUGUACAUUCAUCAGCUGACUGCAAUGGUCUCUCUGCCCACCUUGCAGUCUGGUUUAGUUAUAUAUACAUAUAUAAUAGGUGUUUCUAUGACAACAAAAAAAUUUAAAUAAGUAUUAGCAUUUGCACAUGCUAAUGUUCCUAGUAGAUAAGAGUUUAAGUUUUUCAUAAUCUCUUCCUGCCUUUUCUGGUUUUGAAGUUUCUAUGUGAGAGUGAUAAGACAGAGCUUGUUUUGGGGGAAAAACUUGGAAUUGGUGAGAUUUUUGCUUGUGAUAGGAGUUUAACAUUAGUAUGAACAAUACUUGUUUCUAAAAUAGUCAGCUACAACGAUACAUAAAUAAUUCAAAACAUUUGAGCUGAGUCAAAGCAUUGCUGAAAUGUAUGCUGGUCUUUAACUGAAUUUCUUAUGUGUUUCGCUGAAUCCGUGUAUAAAAUUGCUCUGUAUAUAAGGCUUAAUGACCUAGGCAGUAACUACUUUGCAGUCUCAGCAAUUUGAGGCUUCAGUUGUAAUAUUUUGCCAGGUAGGGCACCAUUCUACGAAAACUAUAAACAAGUCGAUAAUUCAGUGAGACUCAGAAAACAUUUCACAGGAAAGGAUUCCACAGUAGCAAUCUUCAAUUGUGUAGAAAAAUACUAUAAAUUUAGAGUACUGAUUUGGACUAAAGAGGGUUCAGGUUAUAUGGAAUAAUGGUCCUCAAUCGGGAAUUUGAAUCAUAGCCUGCAUGAAAACAAUUGUUCUAACUGCCAGGCUGGUGACUGCUCCAAGACAAAAGAUUUUUAUUAUCUGUGCUCAAUUUAGAUAGAUGGAAAUUUUUUUAUUAGUAAGUGUAAAUGUGUUGGAAUGGGAUUUUACUUGAGCUAUUGGGCUAUUGGCUGCUCUAGAGUGGUAUUCCCUGUCUUUAGUCAGAAAUUCAUAUAGGAUGUGAGAGGCUUUCUUUGAUAAAAGCCCUACAAGAUAUUUUGGUUUCAGAAAACGUCCAGGUAGCUUUUGUGACCAUAAUGACAAUGAAGGAUUUGUAAUACAUUUAUCCUUUAAUAAACAGGGGUAUUCAGUGCUUUAGGAAAUGAAACUAUUUAGUGAUCAUUCAACAUUUGAGAAUAAAGAUGAUUAGGAACACCAGGAAUGGUCAAAUAAUUUUCUUUCUUAAAAAUCUGGAAUUUUUUCCUCUGUUGAGGCUGACUACAACUCAUGACAUGAUGAGGAAAGAAUGGCACUGACAGGGCUGUGCAAAACAGUUAUUACUGACAGUAAGGCUUCCCAUAUUCGAAUAGUAUUUCUAUUACUAAAAAAAAGUAUGUUUCAUUUGUUACUCAUUACUUUCAACUGGGGAAUAGACUUUUAGAGCAUUGUGUUGGAAACUAUUCCAAAACCUCAGUCAGGGUUGUAGAAAAAUUUGUUAGUGGCAGGAAUUUGCUUCUUGCCUGUGUCAAUAAAACCACCCUAUUUAAGUGCAGUUUUGCUAACUGAGCUGAAAAGACAAGGCUGCUUCCUAAACUGCUUUAACUAUAAAGCACUGGCAUUGCUUCCUGCUUUAUUGUGCUGAUGUAUGAAGUAUCUUCUCUGUGUUUUGCAUCAGGAUGCUGACACUUAAGCAGCAGUGACAUUUUUCAGUCCUAAUGGAAGAAAACAAAAGCUAUGGUACCUUGUCUGAAUAUUCAUUUCACUUGACCAACAUUAAUCAGAAAUUACACAUUCCAGUUGUGCUGUUUCUGCAAACUUCAAGACACACACAAAAUAUCAAACAUUCUGAAUGCCACAUAAAUAAAUAACUCACAUUGUGGUGCCUAUGCAUCACUUAUAAUUAUGGCACCUGUGAGGAAAAAGAUACCAACUCAAGUUCUGUCAGCUCCUCCAAAACUAGAAGAAAUCACCAUAUCACUUUAUUCUUUUAUUUCCCUCAAUUUUUCUGAACUUUAUUUAGAAUACAUCUUACAGAUUGCUCACUGAAUGAACUAUUAUAAAAAAAUACGGACCUGAUAAAUGAGGGGUUGUGAUAAAGAGAGGAACAGCUUAGAUGACCAGGAUGGUUUGACCAUGAAGAACUUGGAUUCUCCUGUGCACACCCUCACUGGAGAAGCUGCUACCCCAGUCACUGUCACAGGUACCGUGUGCAGGAUCGUCCCUGAUAGCACCAGCCAAACCACCCAGAUGAGACUAAAAUGAGAAAAGAUAAAAGUCAUUUAGGAGAGCUGGGAUGGAACAGGUUAAAGGAAAUAAAGCCUUUAUCAGCUGAGCAUAUCUGGAUCCGUGUGCUGGUGGAAAGUGCCUCCAGUGGGAUGGAAAUGCUGGAGUCAAAGGCAGCAAAGCUUCUGAACUCAUGAAGGACAGGCGAGGCCUCAGGGCCUGGAAAGGGCAAACACUUGUACCAAGAACAGCCCAACCUUUGUAAUAGGAGGAAGGGAAGAGAGAAUCUCAGAUCAGUGCACUUAAUAGCUCCUAAAUUGCUAGAAUGAUUAAUAGACUGUAUUUGCAAUGCACCUGGAGGAAAAUAAAGUGAUAAGUUAUUGGUAACUUGUUCAUCAGAAACAAAUCUUGUCAAACUAAUUCAGUUGUGAAGUCCCUGGAGGCUGUUUUUUAAAAAUGUCUGUCCCUACUCCCCUGCUUCUACACCAGGGCAAUUUGGCAAGUAGUGAGUAGAGAAGGAUCACUGGUUUAAUAAGCAUCUACAUACCAACUCUCUAAGAAUUAAUAAGUAAUUCUAUCUUGGGGGAAAAAAGGGAAAAGUAAAAGGAAAGCCACUGUUAUUUUUUUUCAUGGUUUGAAGUAAUAUAUGAUUUGUCAAUUAAUCUCUUUAGGCAAAGGCAACGUGAGGUAUUUAGUUUGGUGGGUAAUAAUGUAGUUAAUGUCUAAAGGACUAAUGUACUGAAGGAAAAGCUAAUUCUAUCUACACAGCUCUACAAAAUUGCAGGUCUGAGCAACCUCAAUACUCAUACAACUGAAGCCACAUGGACUUUCUGCAAAUAACUGGAAAUCUGAGAACUGCUGCUACUUUGCAUAAAUAACUCCAGAAUGUUAAAAAGACCCAAACCCAAAGAUUUGCAAAUGCUGUAAUCCCCAAAUGAAAUGUCUUUUCUACAGUUUAUGGGCAGAAUUGUUUGGCUUUCUCAGGUCAGACCAUCUCAUUCCUUGGUAUGAAAUAUAUUCUUUUGAUUUUUGAACAGCUAUUGCUUUCUGUUACACAAUUUUCUUUGGCAACUGCAGUUAAAUUAACCAGGUCCUGGGUCUAACAGGUUAAUUGAAGUCACAUAAGCAAAUGAAGAUAGAGAGCUCUGGAAACCUUCCUUAAGAGGAAGACCAAGCAAUCUUUUAGCCCUGCUGUGCAGAUGCACAAAGUGUCUUUUACUUUAAUCAGGAUGCAUCAAAGGUAGUUUGUUUUAGCUGAAGAGGCUCCUUAGGUGUACUACAGGACGUCCUUGGUAGCAGCAGCUAUUAUGUGGAGUACUGUGAAAAUGUAUGUUGUGUCACCCUGAGUUAAGGCCCUCUGCUAAAGCCAGCAAGAGGUAUCACCUUGGACAAUGUCAAACAAUAACUGGAAAAGGCUUUUCCCCAUGAAUAUUGUUCAAACCACUUCAGAAUACUUAGAAAGCUGUUUAAUGUCUCCUUCAAUAAAUGUGUAUUAUAGGCAACCCACAAAAUCUAACACUAUUUUUCAGUGGGUGCCUCCAAACAAAUACUAUUCCCAAAUACUCCUGGUGAUACAAAAACCCCACAUGUGGGGGGUGAUGCUGGACCAGGGAAAUCACUUGGCUGAUGAGAAUCAGUCCUCUCUGCACGUGGUGACUGACCAUAGGGAGAGAAGGAGAGAGAGCAUGUGUUGAGGAAGUACAAAGUCUCCCAGCUUUCUGUCUUUUAGUACAUAACACACUUAUUGAAAACCAAACUACUUUUUUUUUAUGGUUGCAGACAUUUGAUUCCAUUUCCUUCAUGAAUUUUUUGCAACAAAAAGUAAUACUAAAUGGUGUACUUCCUCAUAUGCUUCCUUUUGUGUUUCAUUCAUGCCAAAAUCAUCAUACUCAUUCAAAGGGAUUUUUGGAAAUGGCAAAGCUCCCCAGACCCUCUCCCACCAUUAUGAGGUUUUAAGGAAACAAUAUUUAUAUGAAACCAACUCAGAUGCAUUUUUAUUAAAUAAAUAAAGCCUUUCUAGCAGAAGUAGCAUAAUUUCAUGUGUUUGUUGCUAUAUAUGCACGUAUUAUGUCCAUAUUAUUUUAAGUCUUCUGUCAGCUUCAGUGUAUUUUCCCCUUGAGGAAGCUGUGCAUUAAGAUAUAACAGAAGAUAGCAAGAAAGGUCUCCAUUUUUUAAACACUGAUGAUUUCUCUGCUGAGGAUGAGCAGAUUAUAUUCCAGAAGCUUGUGGCUGCAACACAUAGGGGAAAAAAGACAAAAAAUAAAAAAUCAUAUCCCAAAACUUUGAAAAUAAAAUAAUGAGCUUUGUAUUUUUCUAACCACUAAAAAAGAAAUUAUUUGGAAUUUUCUUCACAGCUGGGUAGCUCUACCUUCAAAAAUAGAGCUUGAGGAGGUUAUGUAAUUGUGUGACUAGGUAGGAGUGUUUCUGCAGUUGGAAACUGUUGCUGAUGAUACAAGUCUGAAAAUGUUCCACUUUUAGUAGCCUAAGGAGCGGUUGAAAGACCACUUGGGCCUGUGGCUUCCAUAAGUGUCCUCUAUAAAUUCCACACUUCAACAUGUAAUGCUGGGGAAAUUCUGCCUUUGUACUCCUCUGACAACCAAAAGAUCAAACUAUGUUGAGAGGAUAGCUGGGAUCUACUGCUUCUGGUGAACCUGAAAGCCUUUGGUUCUGCUUUAAAUUAUAUUAUGAUGUACAAAUUUGGUUUCUGUGUUUUAAACUAAACUAAGAUAUCAGAGACAUAAUGCUCUGCCUUUUGUCCUUUUACAGUAUGCUUUUGAAUGUGUUAAAGAGUGCUAGAACGUGUAUUUUGUGUUGGUGUUACACGAGUGGGAAGUGGUUGUUUUGGAAACCCUGACAGACUGGUUGCAGGGCUGUAGCUGUCGCAGGGCUCUUGACAAAUGAUUGAUGAUUUAAUUUAAAUCCUUCACAAUGCCAAAUCUAAAAAAGAAGCCAAAUACCAUAAAUAUCAGUGUCCUUUCAGACAUGAUAUGGCAAUCAUGGAAGGAAUGUGGGUGUUUUUCUCCCAUUAAUCUCACCCCUUAACCCCAGUUAGAUCUGAUUUCAUGAGAGGAUGAGGACACGUACCUGAAGGGCUCCACUGUCAACCACAGAACAACUGCUCUCCUCCUCCCUGUUGAAGAGGCUCACAACCCCUUCUUUAGCUAGCCUGAAGGACCAGGGGCUCCCUUUGAUCACAUAUAACCCAGAUAGAUAUUGGACACUGAACAGCUUUAAGCAAAUUUCUGUCGGAUGCAAAUAAAGGGGCCUAAUGAGCUGUGUAUUUUUAAACUGUGCUGCAAGCCCCACUGAUAUACAAGUGUAUACAGGGAAAGAUUUUCAGAAACACCCAAGUAAGAAAGAAACUGUAGAUGGGUGGGUCACUCCACUUUGAAAUCUAGUGACAGAUGGUUGCUAAAACAAUCUACACCAGAUGACAAAUGACUAUACAUUAAAGCUUUCAAAAGACAAAAAAAAAAAAAAAAAAACAAAAACCAAAAAAAAAAAAAAAAAAAAAGCCUCCAAGAAACAUUUGAACUGAAGUUUAAUGAUCAUACAAAAUAACCAGCAAAUCAGGAAUUGCAAGCUUUUAAAAAGAGGAGCUGAGCAGAGAAUAAACAUUCUGCUAAUGUAAGGGAGAAGAUAUGAAGAACAGAUAUGAAGAUUAUCAGAGCCGUCAGUGAUGAACUUAAUAUUACAAUUAUUCCAGUCCCUAAGAAGGACCUCAGUGAAUUGUAUAAAAUCCCCCUAGAAGCAAAGACUGCUUGUGCCAGAUAAGAGGAGUACCUAACAAUCCCUGAAAAAUAAACUUUUAUGCACAAGGUAGAACAAAUUAACCACGGACAAAUGGGAAAGAAUAACAAAAAUGAAUAAUGAUGAACUCUUAUGAGUUACAAGUUUUAAGAUAAAGUCAUAGUAUUUGUAAAACAAUAAUGGAGGUUCACCUAGGAGCUGAAGUAUUACAUUAAAUGAAUAGAGUUCAUGAAAAACAAAUGACUUGAAGUAUAAGAAACAUCUCUCUCAGUGGUCUAGUUGUGAAAAACCAUUAUUGGGGGUAAUGAUUUCUUGCUGUUGGGAAAAGGGAACGGUAUCUUCAAAAGUAUUCACCUUGCAGAAUCUGUAAUCUCAGCAAAUCCUUUUAGAAGAAGCAAAGAGGAUUGACAGUUACUCUUAUUGCAACGGGACAACUGUUCAUUUUCCCUUUUUAGCUCUUCAAAAAGAUCACAGAAACAGCCAUAUGAUGUUGAGUGCUAGUUGGAUUUUACUGCAGAUAAUUCAUCUAAAAGCAGACAGAGACAACAACCUCAAAUUAUACUGAUAUAUCGAUCAUAGUAUGCCACAGGGUUCUCUAAGGGAACAGAAUUUUAAGCCUAAAGUUCUUAGAUUUUUGUAUAUGUGAUUUGGAUUUUUUUUUUUUAAUUUAGCAGGACCAUCAUCAUGCCCAAGAAUAGUGAAGUUACUAGUAUUAUCUGGCAACAUGUUGUUCAACUUACAGUUAUUUCACUUUAUUAAUGCCUGUAAUGAUUUAGUAAAGUAAGUUUAUCUAGUUAUGUUCAUAAGAAUAUUAGCUCACAGCUUAGAAGAUUUGGAAUUCUUGCAAAAGUAAGAAUUACUUAACUUUGAAGUUUAACAUUUAACAACCAAAACAAGAAAAUGUAUGCACACAUCAGACAAUAAUAAAAAAUUGGUAAUAAAAAAUUGUUACCUUUCUGGCCCCUUUCUUUUAAUUCUUGAUUUUUUUUCCUAAAUCUUACCUUUGAAGAAGAAAAAUCUUGUCUUUUUUGCAACUGAGAAAAGAAAUUUGGUUUUUUUGAUUGUAUUAUCAAACUGAUUGAUUUAUACAGGGAUGCUAUGGUUAUUAAAAAUAUCUUAUCAAAACACAAAACUCAUUUUAUGGAAUGCAUUAGCAUUCAUGACUGAUAAUGCAAAUGUGAAUUAUAUCACAGUACACUCAAUAUACCAUCUGCUCCAGAAAGAAAAACAUCUGCUGGUAAAUGUAAACUGUGGAGCUUAUGUGGUAUGCAAUAUGUUCAGAUACUGUAUGGAAUAAAUAAAUUGGACUUUGACAAUCUAUUAUGUUAGAAGCAUUCAACUACUUUCUUAUCUUGAGAAGAGGAAAAGCUCAGCUGCAAGUAUGUUUUGAGAUGGUGGAGGAAAUUAUUGUGCCAUGUCCCAUCCAGAUGGCUUUUGCUGAAGCCAGUCACUGACAGGCUGCUGCAAUUAUCAUCAACAGUUAUGAGAUGCUUUAAACCAGCAUGAGCAUAGAUGAAUAAACUUCUCUACAGUAGAGGUUUCUGUGCUUGAAUUUUCAUGAUGGUGAUGACAUUGCAAUUUGUGACUUUGUUGGAAUUGGCUGUAUUUUCUGGCUUGUAGGAUGAAAAUCAUGCACAUGAAAAAUGUAUACUCACAUGUAAGAAUGAUAAAGAAGA
Molecule: messenger RNA, 9103 nt
Organism: Prinia subflava (tawny-flanked prinia)
Lineage: Eukaryota; Metazoa; Chordata; Aves; Passeriformes; Cisticolidae
Gene: DNTT
Product: DNA nucleotidylexotransferase
Exons: 11
Coding region: 1-1542 (513 amino acids)
Biological process (GO): double-strand break repair via nonhomologous end joining
Cellular component (GO): nucleus
Molecular function (GO): DNA binding; DNA nucleotidylexotransferase activity; DNA-directed DNA polymerase activity
Source: RefSeq, a predicted model, not a curated record